Messenger RNA from Drosophila ananassae, 2846 nucleotides. Its product is annotated as endoplasmic reticulum metallopeptidase 1. The record is from RefSeq and is a predicted model, not a curated record. The coding region runs from base 173 to 2791 and encodes 872 amino acids. Gene Ontology annotation, biological process: proteolysis. Gene Ontology annotation, molecular function: metalloexopeptidase activity. The transcript is spliced from 7 exons. Lineage: Eukaryota; Metazoa; Arthropoda; Insecta; Diptera; Drosophilidae.
AGCUUUAUUGUGAUGGAUUGGCAAGAAUAUAUACAAUCAGCUGGUAUAAAUGCAAAGAUGUAUGGGGAUAGAUACAUAUACACCCAGACUUUGAGUAAUUUUACAAUUCAAACAAGAAUGCAGUUCCGUAUGCUGAGGCCUCUGGGCAACGUCGCACAUUUUACACCCCUCCAUGAAUCAAAUCAAUAUGAUGACCUUCUCCAGCGUUGAUAUCACAACCGACAAGGAUGGCGGAACGGCCAGGGACAAGAAAUGGCCCUGGUUUGGAGCUCCCAUCUAUGCUGCCGCCUUUUUUGCACUCUUCUAUGCUGCCGUGGUGCCCAGUUUCAACAGCUACCCGGAGAUGUUCACCCAAAGCGAGGAGGCCCUGCACCCAGAUGAGUUCAUAGGCGAGCGGGCGAUGAAGCAUCUGGCAGAGCUCUCUUCCAUUGGCCCCAAGCCAGCCGGAUCUAUUAAUAACGAAGUCCAUACGGUGAAUUUUCUUCUGCGUGAAAUCCAAAAAAUCAAAGACGAAGCUCGCUCGGAUAUCUAUGAUAUCGAAGUGGAGAAACAACUCUAUACAGGAGGCUUCUAUCUCUACGGCUUCGCAAUAAGCUAUGAGAAUCUUUCCAACGUGGUGGUUAAGAUCUCCCAAAAGGACUCAAAUAACGAAAACUAUGUGUUGGUGAACUCCCAUUACGAUUCUGAGAUGAAAAGUCCUGGGGCUGGAGAUGACGGUGUCAUGGUCGUGGUUAUGCUGGAAACUCUUCGUGUGAUCUCUCGCUCUGAGAAGCCCCUGAACCACCCAGUUGUUUUCCUUUUCAAUGGAGCUGAGGAGGCUCGUCUCUUGGGAGCCCAUGGAUUCAUCACCCAGCAUAAAUGGGCCAAAAAUUGCAGAGCCCUGGUUAACUUGGAUUCGACGGGCACUGGAGGGCGCGAGGUCCUUUUUCAGACGGGACCCAAUCACCCGUGGCUGGCCAAGUACUACAAGCAAAGUGCCCGCCAUCCAUAUGCUCAGACCCUGGCGGAAGAGCUCUUCCAGAACAACUUCAUUCCAUCGGAUACCGACUUUCGUAUUUUUCGUGACUUUGGAGGAGUUCCUGGUCUGGACAUGGCCAGCGUGGUGAAUGGGUACGCCUACCACACUAAAUACGACAACUACCGGAAUGUGGAGAGCGGAACCUAUCAGUCUACGGGAGACAAUGUGCUACCCUUAGUUUGGGCCUUGGCAAAUGCACCUGAACUGGAUGAUUUACAGGCUAAUGAGGAAGGCCACAUGGUGUUCUACGAUUUCAUGGGCUGGUUCAUGCUUACCUACACCACAUCCGUUAGUAUGGCCAUCAACAUAGUGGUCUCUGUAGCAGCGCUCCUCAGCAUUGGAACCUCGCUCUUCAUAAUGACCCUGGACAAUGGAGCCGAUGCUCCAAAGGCGGUGAUCAAGCGAUUUGGUCUGAUCUUCCUGGUCCAGGCGGGAACAGUUUUCGGGGCCUGUGGCCUCACUCUUCUGAUGGCUCUGUUCAUGCAAGGAGUGGGAUUGGCAGAGUCCUGGUACCAUGGAAAGUGGAUGGCUUUUGGACUAUACUUCUGCCCUUUGUUCUUCGCCACGGGAUUGCUUCCAGCCUUUUAUAUUCAGUGGACGAAAAGGAAGACCCACAUGAAGCUGGAUCAGACCAUAGCCUGCUUCAUGCACGCCCACUGUAUCCUCCUGGUAUUGCUUUGUUUAACCCUAACCGGUUUGAACAUUCGGUCCAGCUACUUCUUUAUGAUUGGAAUCUUUUUCUACACAUUAUCCGUCCUAGUGCAAAUUGUUCUUAAAUUGUCUGUGAAGAAAAGCUACUUUGUGACAGUGCACUUAUUAUUCCAAAUCCUUCCUUUCCUCUUCUACACUUAUAUCUGUUAUGCCAUCUUUGUAAUUUUUGUGCCCAUGGAGGGACGCGAUGGUCCCAAUAGCAGUCCUGAUUUCCUGAUAUCUGUGUUUAUCAUCCUAGCCGGAAUUCAGUAUGCGGGUUUUACGGUCCCUGUUAUGCACAAGUUUCGGAAACCAAAGAUUAUAUUUUCUUCGUUUGGUGUGAUUACGAUUAUUUUUAUUAUCCUGGCAGCCACUCCUGCGGGAUUCCCUUUUGCCAAAGAUGUGGCUCCUCAGCGAUAUUAUGCAGUACACACUCAGCGAACUUUCCAUAACCUAAAUGGAAGUAUCACCCAGGAUUCUGGUUUCUAUAUCCAGCCUGAGGAGACCCGCAUCCAUGAACUGGAAGACACCACAUUCAAGAAUGCGGAAUCGCAGAGUUGGAUGGAUGACACCUGUGCCGCAGAGCCUUACUGUGGCUUGCCCGUCUACCGACGUGGCUGGAUAAACUGGACGGACUCUGCCCGUUGGAUCUCCAGCUCGUCACCCGCACUGCCAACUAACAAAGAACUUUCCCUGAAAUCAAAACAACAGCUAACUGGCAACAAGUGGCGCUACGAGUUUAGCUUGAAGGCCUGUGAUCGUGUUAUUAUGUAUGUAAACCCCUUCGAUAAGGUCAGCAUUACGGAUUGGUCCUUAGACAAAACCCCGCUAGAAGAAAAGCACACACCACCCUAUCUAGUUUUUCGUAUAUACGCCCAAACCGAGGAGGCAUUCAACUUUUGGAUAGAACUUAAACACGAGAAUGAUAACGCCGAGGGACCUUUCUUUAAGUUUGUGAUCGUGGAACACUUUAUAUAUCAUCAGGAAUAUUAUACCGAUGAAUACACUAAUUUCUUGGCCACCUUUCCCGAUUGGUCUUAUACAACGGAUUGGUUUGCGGCAUUAGAAAGUUUUAUUUUCUAACCGAAUUAUUAUGUAUAACUGAAUAGAUUAAUUUAAUAAAUCUCUGAACCAUUAA